GCGUUGUUUUCAUGUCCAAGAAUCGAAGCAACAAUGGCGUCUCCUUGCUGCUGGGGCCCUUCUGGCGGACUUGGCGAACUGUCAUGGAGGGACACGGCGGGGCAGGCAGCCGUCCGACUUAUGAUGGAACUCAGCAUGUUGAAGGGACGACUCCAAGAACAGGAGGGGAGGACCAGGAAUGCGGAAGAAAGAGCAGCUGUUGCAGAGAAAGAGCGCGAAGCACACCGGAAGACGCUUCAGCAGCUCCAAGCUGCAGAGAAGGAGAACGAGACCCUGCUGAACGUUAUUCAGAAGCAUAGCGAGAUAAUCCAAAGGGUAAAGCACAAGGAACAAGAGCUGGACACCGAAGCAGGCGGGAUCAAGGUCGCUCUUAAGAGUGCACAGAGUGAGAAUGUGGAGCUGCGAAGAGAGAUGGCGAGAGUGACGAGGGAGAAGAACGAAGCGGAGCACCUGGCAGGGCAGAUCGCCGAUGCCCUCGACGCUGAGCUCAGCAAGGGGCACAGCUACGACGAGGACGUGGCGGCGGUGGAGGCGCGGUUGCGCGAAGCGCAGGCCGCACAGGAACAGCUGGCGCAGGAGAAGCAGGACUUGCAGCGAGCGUGUAGCCGCAUGACGCGGGACCUCAAGGCUGCAAAGGAGAGAGUAGAGGAGGCCGCCGUCAAGGAGCGUUCCGCUUCGAUCAAGCUCGGCAAGGCGGCAGUCGAGGCGAGCCAGAUCCGGAAACAGCUGGACGCCCAAGCGAACCGGAACAAGGAGCUGCUGUCCGAAAACGGACGGUUACAAGAGGAGGUGCGCCUGCUGCGGGCUACACUGGCACAAAGGGAAGUCCUGAUUCGAGACUUGAGAGAAGGCGUCGACACCAGCGCAUCUGCGGAGGCGGAGAUGAAGACCCUAGAAAUCAGGCGGUCGCCUUCCGCGAGCAGUCUACCUGGCAAAGGCACGCCCCGCACGCCGUCCGGAGAGCGCUCCUCGACGAGGAUCUCAAUGAAGAAGCUGGGCGAUGGUAGCGGGUUUGUCGACAAGCGUUGCACCGACGGCCAGCUUUCUGCGCGUUCCGUUGAGCCCGGGUUUGAGAGCGGAAAAGUUGAGCUGAGCCGGAUCCCCGUUGCGGCAGCUGGCUAGCGACGGUCACCCGGGGGAACGAAACGAAAUGACAAUACGAAAGCUUGAGAGGGCGCCUACGAUCGAUAAGGCGGGGAGAACUGAGCUGUUUCGUGUAUAGGAUGACCGGCCUGUCUAAUUUGCAGUGCAGCCGGCUAGGUGCAGUAGGUGGCAAAUAUACUAAUGUGCUCCUAUAUAUAAACUAUAGGUCUAAGUGGCAAGGGCGAUCCUCGAAGAGAUGCAGUGACGUCAUGGAGGCAGUACUGCACACUUGAUAAGAUUCACCGGCAUGCCCAUCACACAUUGACCGCUUUUACAAAAACUGAGCCGUUGCGACUGGCGAGUUGCGUCAGUGCUUGCUUCACCGGUACUAACUCCUGGAAAG
Messenger RNA from Klebsormidium nitens, 1486 nucleotides. The record is from the annotation of a GenBank genome assembly. NCBI's taxonomy places the organism in Eukaryota, Viridiplantae, Streptophyta, Klebsormidiophyceae, Klebsormidiales, Klebsormidiaceae.